AUGAAUGGAGGUUCGAAAGCUCCAAUUUUUGCACAGAAGUGUCGAAAGCUCCAAAUCUUGACUGGUUCAAGAGCUCCAAUUUUGGCAGGUUCAAAAGCUCCAAUUUUGACAGGUUCGAAAGCUCCAAUUUUGACAGGUUCAAAAGCUUCAAUUUUGACAGGUUCAAAAGCUCCAAUUUUGACUGGUUCAAGAGCUCCAAAUCUUGACUGGUUCAAGAGCUCCAAUUUUGACAGCAGUUGCAGAAACAACAGUAGAAACAGCAGAAGUAGAAAUGCCAGAAGCAGCAACAACAGCAACAUCAACUAUAAAAAGAGAAGCAGCAGAAACAACAGCAACACAAAACAGCAGCAACAACAACGGCAGCAGCUGCAGAAACAACAGCAGCAGCUACAGAAACAACACAGCACCUGCAGUAACACUAGCAGCAGAAACAACAGCUACAUAGCAGCAGCAGCAAAAGAAACAGCACUAGCAAAAACAGCAGCAUCCUCAACAGCAGCUGCAGAUACAGUAGCAACAGCAGCUGCAGAAACAACAGCCUCAGAUACAACAGCAGCAGCAGUAAAACAAACAGCAACAACAGAAGCUACAGUAACAGCAGCUUCUGCAGAAACAGCAGCAACAGCUGCAACAGCAGAAAUAGCAACAUCCGCAACAGCAGCGGCAGCAGCUGCAGAAACAACAGCCUCAGAUACAACAGCAGCAGCAGCAAAAACAGCGGGAAAAGAAGCUGCAGAAACAACAUCAGAAAACGCAGCCUCAGAAACUGCAGCAACAGCAACAACAAAAGCAGAAGAAACAACAGCAGAAACAGCCGCAACAGCAGCUGCAGAAACAGCAGCAACUGCAGCUACAGCAACUCCAGCAUCCUGCACAGGAACUCCCUCUGCCGCCUCCUCCUCCUCCUCCUCCUCCUCCUCCUCCUCCUCCCCCUCCUCCUCCUCCUCCUCCUCCUCCUCCUCCCCCGAAAAGCCGAGCGUCCUGCGCCGCUGCUUUCGGGCCAGGCUCCUAAUUGAUUCGAACGUAAAGGAUUAUCUUAAUGGCGAUUUUAGAUUGUCGCCCGAACGUAAAUGGCGUUUGGCUGAAUGGAGGAUCCGAGAGUUCGAGGAAAAACCCGCCCGCUCUGGUCACAGGGGUAUGGGUCUAGUACCCGAGAAGGCCUUGUGGUACAACUCGUCCGGCGGGAAGGCUCUUUCUCGUCCCAGGAAGCAACAAAGAGGGCGACGGUUUUGCCAUUCAGCCUGA
Molecule: messenger RNA, 1245 nt
Organism: Macrobrachium nipponense
Lineage: Eukaryota; Metazoa; Arthropoda; Malacostraca; Decapoda; Palaemonidae
Exons: 6
Coding region: 1-1245 (414 amino acids)
Source: RefSeq, a predicted model, not a curated record